Anolis sagrei ordinatus is the source of this 1752-nucleotide messenger RNA. RefSeq names its product ubiquilin-1-like. The record is from RefSeq and is a predicted model, not a curated record. Gene Ontology annotation, cellular component: cytosol. Lineage: Eukaryota; Metazoa; Chordata; Lepidosauria; Squamata; Anolidae. Gene Ontology annotation, molecular function: polyubiquitin modification-dependent protein binding. Gene Ontology annotation, biological process: ubiquitin-dependent protein catabolic process.
CUCUAUGGGGUGGCCAAAGGGGUUGCCCAAAGAAUAGCACCGAAGCCCACCUUCCCUUGGUAUCUCUUCCUCUACAGACAGCGGGACGACCCCCCUUCCUUCCACCCCACGCUUCCCGAUGCCAGCCCCGGCACCCUCUCACCCCCCUCCUCCUGCUGCUCCUCCGGCUGCUUGGCGCGUCAUGGAGCCCCUGGUCAAGGACCAAGAGGACGGCCCCCCGGCGCCCUGCCCCACGGUCAUCGCCUCCAACCCCAGCUUCAUCUGCGUGACGGUCAAGUCCCCGCAGACCAGCACCCGCUUCCUGCUCCCGGAGGUCAGCACCAUCCAGCAGUUCAAGGAGGACAUUGCCAAGCGCUUCGGCUGCGAAGCUAGCCAACUGGUUCUCGUCUUCUUCGGCCGCAUCCUGAGGGACCAGGACACCCUCCGCAAGUGUGGGGUGAGCGACGGGAUGACCGUCCACCUGGUCAUCCGCAAGAGGGACCCCGAAGACACUGCCCGGGAGCAUUCGUACGAGCUCCGGGCCCCCGAAUGCACCCCGGAGCCUCCUUCGCCGUCCUUCAGCCCCAGCAGCCAAGAGGCGUGGUGCCAGACGGAAGAGAAAGCCCCCUCGGAGUGGCCACUGGUGCCCACGUCGGAGAUGAUCGUCCAGAAGGUCCGGCAGGUCAUCCUGGCCAACCCGGAGGUCCAGCGGCUGGCCCAGCAGGUGCCAGCCAUCAGGCACAUCCUCAACAACAUGGGCAUCAUGAGGGUCAUCCUCAACAAGAUGAGGGAGAUCGUGGACAUGGCCAAGGGCCACGAAGUAACACCGCCACCGCCGGACCCCAAGGGCCCUGACCAGGCUCUGGUCAGCCUCCCCAGAAACAUCCCUGGUGGAGACAACCCUUUAAGGCGGCUCAACAGCGAGAUCCAGGAGCCGGUUCCCAACGCGGCUUCAGAUCCCUUUGCCGUGUCCAGCUGCUACUCCACAAUGGUGCGUGACACCCGUCCGGAGCCCUUGGGCCUGAGAGGACAGCGGGCCCCCAUGGAGGAGCCCCACAGGCCCCUGGGCUUCUCCCAAAGCGCUACCAGUGUCUGCACCAACGUCAGCGACGAUGGGGCCAGCCUCUUCAACACCUUCUCCAGCCCCAUCGGGCACAGCCUUCCAACGCCUUCCCCCGUGGGACCCCCUCCUGGGUUUGGGCCCUUCAACCCGGAGGGCCUCCAUCCGCCGGACCCUGCGGAGAUCCCGCUGAUGAUCGUCCACCUCUGCAAUGCCUACACCAAGCGCAUGAUGUUCUCCCUGAUGCAGGAUGCUCUGCUGGCCUCGGAAGGGGCCCGCGGGGCCGACCCGGAGCGCGUCCGGCAGCAGGAGCUGCACUUCUCCCAGCAGAUGCAGAGCCCCGAGAUGGUGGCCGCCAUGUCCAACCCCAAGGCCAUCCAGGCGUGGGUCCAGAUGGAGCAGGGACUGCAGGCGCUCCUGGCCGAGGCCCCCGUCCUCAUCCCCUGGUUCCUCCUGCGCCUCAAGGGCUUGGGCUACUCCACCGGAAGGGAGCCCUGGGCCAACGACCCCCGCGGCCAGGCCGCGGCCACCAUGGAGUAGUAGCCGCCCGACACAAACUUCGGCCGGCCGGACACCGUGAUGCUGGAGGAGAUCGCGGAGGAAGAGCAAACUCAUCUUGAGUGAAGCAGCAACAAGAAGUCUCCUCUGGGAUCCAGACCCCACCCUUGAAACUCAUAAGGCCCCUCCUGUCUUAUAAAGAGAAAGCAACUGCA